GUUCGGGGAGCGCGGUGAUCGGUGGUGCGCUAGCAGAGCCGAUAAUCGGCAUUCCUCGGAGGGGACAUGUGCACUGAUCAUCAGGGCACUGAUCAUCAGUGUGCCCUGAUGAUCAGUGUAGCCCAAGCAGUGCCACCUGUCAGUGUCCAUCAGUGCCAGCUCUCAGUGCUCAUUCAUGCCAGUGCCCAUCAGUGCCACAUCAAUGCCACAUAUCAGUGCCUACCAGUGCACGUCAAUGCCACAUAUCAGUACCCAUCUGAGCUGCCUUUCAGUGUCACCCAUCAGUGCCAGUCAGUUCCACCUCUCAGUGCUGCCAAUCAGUGCCAGUCAGUGUGCAUCAGUGCCUGUAAGUGCUGCCUUUCAGUGCCCAUCAGUGAU
Molecule: messenger RNA, 378 nt
Organism: Staurois parvus
Lineage: Eukaryota; Metazoa; Chordata; Amphibia; Anura; Ranidae
Source: the annotation of a GenBank genome assembly